Messenger RNA from Silurus meridionalis, 5444 nucleotides. It is a transcript of the gene fmnl2a, whose product is annotated as formin-like 2a. Gene Ontology annotation, cellular component: cytosol. Bases 433 to 3657 code for a protein of 1074 amino acids. Gene Ontology annotation, biological process: cell migration; regulation of cell shape; cortical actin cytoskeleton organization. Lineage: Eukaryota; Metazoa; Chordata; Actinopteri; Siluriformes; Siluridae. The transcript is spliced from 27 exons. The record is from RefSeq and is a predicted model, not a curated record. Gene Ontology annotation, molecular function: actin filament binding; small GTPase binding.
AGUGUGAGAGACGGAGUGGAGCUGAAGGAUGAGAGGAAACACUGAAGCGCUCCACUGCUGGAGCUGAACAUCUCCGCUAGCUGAGACCGGGGCAGACCGCUCAGGCUGAAUCAUGCACCUCGUCAGCUGUACGACUCACUGGGAGUGGUGUGGAAAUUGUGCAAGAUACGGAUAAGACACGUUUCUUUUCUUUCUUUUUUUUGCCACCAAAUGAUGCGCUGUUGCUGAUAAGUUUUUUCUGGAUUUUUCUGUAUCUCUCUCUCUCUCUCUCUCUCUCUCUCUUUCUCACACACACUCGGGACACACACAUAUAAUGCUCACACUCGGGACACUUGUUUCUGCUAAGUUUGUUAACGUUUUAAAGGACAAUACUGGAAAGCUGGUUGAAAUAGUGUAAGUCGUAGAAGAAAAGGAAGAAAAAAAGUCUUAAAAAUGGGGAACGCGGGGAGUAUGGACCAACACACGGACCCGAGGGGACACAAUAUGCCGUUAAAACUGCCCAUGCCCGAGCCGGGGGAGUUAGAAGAGCGAUUUGCAGUUGUUUUGAAUUCUAUGAAUUUGCCUCCAGACAAAGCUCGGCUACUGCGCCAGUAUGACAACGAGAAGAAGUGGGAGCUCAUCUGUGACCAGGAACGAUUUCAAGUGAAAAACCCUCCUCACACAUAUAUCCAGAAGUUGAAGGGUUAUCUGGACCCAGCAGUCACCAGGAAGAAAUUCCGCCGCAGAGUUCAAGAAUCCACUCAGGUGCUGAGGGAACUAGAAAUUUCAUUAAGGACUAAUCACAUCGGAUGGGUGCGUGAGUUUCUAAACGAGGAGAAUAAGGGCCUGGACGUGUUGGUGGAGUAUCUUUCUUUUGCACAGUAUGCUGUCACGUUUGAUGGUGACAGUUUUGAGAAUGGCACAGACUAUGCUAUGGACAAGUCAAGAUCUUGGAGUCGCUCAAUCGAAGAUCUGCAUGGAGGGAGCAGCCUGUCUUCUCCAAUUCCAGGAAGCAUCAGCAGAACUGGAAGACACUCUACAUUACGAUGUAAUACGUUGCCCAGCAGACGAACGUUGAAGAAUUCGAGACUGCUGUGUAAGAAAGAUGACGUUCACGUCUGCAUUAUGUGCCUUCGAGCGAUCAUGAACUAUCAGUAUGGCUUCAACAUGGUUAUGUCCCACCCUCAUGCUGUGAAUGAAAUUGCACUAAGUCUGAACAACAAGAAUCCCAGGACAAAAGCGCUAGUACUGGAACUGCUGGCUGCUGUAUGUCUAGUCAGAGGGGGGCAUGAGAUUAUUCUUGCUGCUUUUGAUCAUUUUAAAGAGGUUUGUUCAGAAAAUCAGCGCUUUGAGAAGCUGAUGGAGCACUUCAAGAAUGAGGACAAUAACAUUGACUUCAUGGUGGCGUGUAUGCAGUUCAUAAACAUUGUGGUCCACUCAGUAGAAGAUAUGAAUUUCAGAGUGCACCUACAGUAUGACUUCACUAAACUGUGUUUGGAUGAGUACCUGGAUAAACUGAAGCACACAGAGAGCGAUAAAUUGCAGGUUCAAAUCCAGGCCUACCUGGAUAAUGUGUUUGAUGUGGGAGCUCUGUUGGAGGAUGCGGAGACAAAGAAUGCAGCACUGGAGCGAGUUGAAGAGUUGGAGGAGAGUAUCUCGCAUAUGACAGAGAAGUUACAGGACACAGAAAAUGAAGCCAUGGCAAAGAUUGUAGAACUGGAGAAGCAGCUAAUGCAUAAGAACAAGGAACUGGGCUCUAUACUGGAAGUCUACAAGGAUGCCAACUCACAGGUACACACACUGAGGAGGAUGGUGAAGGAGAAGGAUGAGGCCAUUCAGAGGCAGUGCAAUCUGGAAAAGAAGAUUCAUGAAUUGGAAAAGCAAGGAACCAUCAAGAUCCAGAAGAAAGGAGAUGGGGAUAUUGCCAUCUUGGCCUCUGCUCCACCCACUAACGGCCUGCUGGCAGGCAUUGAGGGUGUGAUGGGGGUACCCGGGGGUACCAUGCUGGGUCCUGUGGGACCGAGUAACGGUCUAGAUCUGGGAAUGUCCAUGCCACCACCUCCCCCUCCUCCCCCACCUAUGCCUGCAUCACUACAAAACGGUCCAUCGGCUGCCCAUGACCCACCCCCUCCUCCUCCUCCUCCACCACCACCUCCUCCUCUUCCGGGCUCUAUGAGCGCUGUGGAGGCUAUGAUUCCACCUCCACCACCGAUGGCACCACCUCUACCAGGCUGUGGGUCGCCCACGGUAAUCUUUAAUUCUGGUCUUGCAGCUGUGAAGAUUAAGAAGCCAAUUAAAACGAAAUUCAGACUGCCAGUGUUUAACUGGGUGGCAUUGAAACCCAACCAAAUCAAUGGCACCGUCUUCAAUGAGAUUGAUGAUGAGAGAAUACUGGAGGAUCUGAAUGUAGAUGAGUUUGAGGAGAUCUUCAAGACAAGAGCUCAAGGGCCUGCAAUUGAUGUCACUUCUAACAAGCAGAAGACCAUUCAGAAGGUCCCUAACAAAGUUUCACUGCUUGAUUCUAACAGAGCCAAAAAUCUGGCCAUCACACUCCGAAAAGUGGGCAAGAUGCCGGAGGAAAUCUGCAAAUCAAUUCAGAUGUUUGACCUGCGGAUGUUGCCGGUGGACUUUGUGGAGUGCCUGCUGCGUUUUAUCCCGACAGAGGCCGAGGUUAAAAUGUUCCGGCAGUACGAGAAAGAGAGAAAACCACUGGAAAACCUUACAGAUGAGGACCGAUUCAUGAUGCAGUUCAGCAAAAUCGAGCGCCUCAUGCAGAAGAUGACUAUUAUGGCAUUUGUGGGGAACUUUAAUGAAAGUGUGCAGAUGCUUACGCCACAAAUGCAUGCCAUUAUCGCAGCCUCUGUGUCCAUCAAGUCUUCACAGAAACUUAAGAAAAUUCUAGAGAUUAUAUUAGCUCUUGGAAACUACAUGAACAGCAGUAAAAGAGGGGCAGUGUAUGGUUUCAAACUUCAAAGUUUAGACUUGUUAAUAGAUACCAAAUCAACAGACAGGAAGGUAACACUGUUGCAUUACAUUGCAAAUGUAGUGAGGGAGAAAUACCAGCAGGUGGCACUCUUCUAUAACGAGAUCCAUUAUGUGGAAAAAGCAGCAGCAGUAUCUUUAGAGAAUGUGCUGAUGGAUGUGAAGGAGCUUCAGAGAGGAAUGGAUCUAACUAGGAGAGAGUACAGCAUGCAUGGCCACAACACGCUUCUCAAAGACUUCAUACAUCUUAAUGAAAACAAGCUGAAGAAAUUACAGGAUGAUGCCAAGAUUGCACAGGAUGCUUUUGAUGAGGUAGUAAAGUUUUUUGGGGAGAGUUCCAAAACCAUGCCUCCAUCAGUGUUCUUCCCUGUGUUUGUGCGCUUUGUGAAAGCAUACAGGCAAGCGGAGGAGGAAAAUGAGCAGAGGAAAAGGCAGGAGCAGAUGUUGAUGGAAAAGCUGCUGGAGCAGGAGGCCAUGGAGCAGGAAGAUCAGAAGUCUCCCUCUCAUAAGAAUAAACGUCAGCAGCAGGAGCUGAUAGCUGAGUUGAGGAAGAAGCAAGUGAAGGACAGUCGGCAUGUUUACGAGGGAAAGGACGGGACCAUUGAGGAUAUUAUCACUGUGCUGAAGACCGUCCCGUUUACGGCGCGCACGGCCAAACGGGGUUCACGCUUCUUCAAUGAGGAACUCCAUUGUUAAAGUUUACACUCUCUCUCUCUCUUAAAGAUCUAAGAAACCAGCCUUACAGGCGCGCUGAUGCGGUGAGGAGGAGUGUCCGGAGACGUUUUGAUGAUCAGAGCUUACGGCCAAUCAACAACUCAGAGCUGGUGAUGUAACGAAGGCAAAGCGGAUGCGAUUGGUUGAGGUGGGAGCGAAUGAGAGGGUUUUUUUUUCCCAGCCUCUCUGUGUGACAAGGACUGAUGAAGGAUUGAAAGGAAUGGAGACGUUCAUAUUAAAGGCCAAAAGCUGAAGCUACUUUUUGACCAAGUGCCUGAAUUUAACAUGCGUGCGAUGUUGUAUUUUUGUUUACUUUUAUUAUGUAUCAUAUAUUUUUUAUUAAGCAAUAGGACCAUUUGCUCAUUUACCACCUUGUAAAACUGGAUAUAAACAUAGAAAUACACUAGUAUGAAUAUCCCUGAUGAACUCAUACAUUCCACUGGUAAUUAGCACAUCGCUUUUACUGCACAAUGUUGUCCAAAAACACGUUUUUGUCCUAUGUUUGGACAAGGGCUGGGUGUGUCCCUAAAGAUUACAGGCAUGUUGAGCUUAUAGCAAAUCAAAAAGAAAUGGAAAGUCUAUGUAGCAUUUUUGAAUGUGGGCAUGGCAGGUUUUAUAAAAACCGAUCUUAGUUUAAAAAAAGAAAAAUGCUAGAGGGUUUAUGGAGAAGUAUUAAUGGAAACGGUGAAAGGUUGUGUAAAGUAGAUGGUUCCAGUUUAAUGUGAAAUGUAUAUAACGUAAACAUCAGUGUUAGCAGAUCAAAAUCCACUCGGCUCAGAAUUACAGCUCAGAAAUACCUUUUCAUGCCCUGCAAUUGAUGGACUCUGAGCAAUAUGACAGUAAAGCGAGUAAUACAGCUGUGCCGAGAGCCACACAUCUGUUCCUGAGCAGCUCACCUUCAGUAGGAAGAUACAAAAGCUGUAGCAGAUCAACUGGAUCCAAUAUUUACACCUGUUUAUUUCAAUUACUGUACAAGCCAAAGAAGAAGAAAAAAAAAGAACAGCACACGAGCACCUGCUUCGACUUUAGUGAACAUUCUUUAAAAAGUGCUGAUAAAUAAUGCAGAGGCGCUCAUGCCAUGUCUCCACUUACACAUUUCAACUCGAUUAUUCAACCACUUAAGCCGGUGUUUCUCCAGGUGGCUUUAUGCAAACCACUUCUUUUUUCAGCUUCUAACUCUGUGAGAAAAAUAAGAACAGAAAUGCUUUUUAAUUGUAAAGAUAUUUUGCUACAAAAGGUUGCAUUUAAAAAAAAAACAAAAAAAAAAAACACCAUAACCUUCAUUAGCAUGAGGUUAAUCUUGUACAUAUUGAUUUUAUCCUGUUACUCCAUUUGAAUGUUAUUUUAACUUAUAGUUUUUUUUUGUAUAUUUAAUUAAACAAAAACAUGACUUUGUUGUGUCUUUAAGUGCGUAGCAGAGGCUUCAAUUUUACACGUGCCAGGCAGUAUUAAAGCAUAAAAUAAUCUGUAUAACACCAGUAAUACUGAUCUCUCUCUCUCUCUCUCUCUCUCUCACUCACUCACUCUCUCUCUCUCUCUCUCACACACACUCUCUCUCUCUCUCUUUCUCUCUCUCUCUCACUCUGCUGCCGUCUCAUGACAUUACUACAUACCAUUCCUUCUGUAAAACUGGAUUAAACUGGCAUCUCUUCUUGUCCUUUAAUCAGAGCGUUGUAUCGUUAUAGCGCAGUUUGAUUUUAAUAACACAAUGUUUGGGAGACGAAGUUUUUCAAUGUCAAUGAUUGAAUAAACUAUUUCCAAAACUAUAA